AUGAUUUAUGUUUUGUUUAUUUCACUCCAAAUUGAUGUUUUUGUUGUUGUUUUGGGAAUUUGGUCAGAGAAGCUGCUCAAAAUCCUCAAAUUCCCAAAAGAAAUCGCAGCCGUGAUCUCUGAGUUCUUUGAUGGCUCUAGGUUCUGUGAUGUAGGUAAUAUUGACGGAGGAGGAAUGUUGGAUUCUUUAUGCAAAUUAGAGAAUAUUGUAAGAAGUGGUGAUGCUAUUGGUGUUGAAAUCUUGGAGAUAUGA
Heterostelium album PN500 is the source of this 252-nucleotide messenger RNA. RefSeq lists its product as uncharacterized. The record is from RefSeq and is a predicted model, not a curated record. Bases 1 to 252 code for a protein of 83 amino acids. Lineage: Eukaryota; Evosea; Eumycetozoa; Acytosteliales; Acytosteliaceae. The transcript is spliced from 3 exons.